Molecule: messenger RNA, 2317 nt
Organism: Bombina bombina (fire-bellied toad)
Lineage: Eukaryota; Metazoa; Chordata; Amphibia; Anura; Bombinatoridae
Gene: CXCR4
Product: C-X-C motif chemokine receptor 4
Exons: 2
Coding region: 84-1163 (359 amino acids)
Biological process (GO): neurogenesis; chemotaxis; immune response
Cellular component (GO): membrane
Molecular function (GO): chemokine receptor activity
Source: RefSeq, a predicted model, not a curated record
CAGCGCGCACUGAGCUAAUCAUUCAUUUCUCAUUAUCGUGACCUCUGGUGUCUGCAAAGUUGGCGGUCCCAUCAGCUGCAAGCAUGGAACAUUUCUCUGGUGGUGUAUACUUCAGUAUUACAGAUGACAACAACACAGAUCUCAAUGAAACAGAUGAUUUCAUGUACAUGCCAGAGCCUUGCUUCAGAGAUGAGGAUUUCAACCGUAUCUUCCUGCCAAUUAUCUACUCCUUCAUCUUUCUGCUGGGCAUAAUCGGGAAUGGAUUGGUGGUAAUAGUCAUGGGAUAUCAAAAAAAGUCCAGAACUAUGACUGACAAAUAUAGACUGCACCUUUCAGUUGCUGACCUUCUCUUUGUGUUCACGCUUCCUUUCUGGUCAGUGGAUGCAGUCCAAGGAUGGUACGUUGGUGUGUUUCUGUGCAAGACUGUUCAUGUAAUCUAUACUGUCAACCUCUACAGCAGUGUCCUAAUCUUGGCAUUCAUCAGCUUAGAUCGAUACUUGGCAAUUGUCCAUGCCACCAACAGCCAAGGUUCAAGAAAAGUCUUAGCUGAAAAAGUGGUGUAUGCUGGGGUGUGGCUUCCAGCUGUGCUGUUGACAGUGCCUGACUUGGUCUUUGCCACUGCUACUGUGAGUGAAGAAAGUGGACUGGCAAUGUGUGAUCGCAUCUACCCAUAUGAGAACCAAGAAUAUUGGACUAUUGGGUUUAGGUUCCUACACAUCACAGUUGGACUGGUUUUGCCUGGACUUAUAAUUUUAACAUGCUACUGUGUAAUCAUUUCAAAACUCUCUCAUUCCAAAGGUCACCAAAAACGUAAAGCUUUGAAGACCACAGUAAUUCUCAUCCUGGCUUUUUUUGCAUGUUGGCUCCCAUAUUACGUAUGUCUUACAAUGGACACAUUUAUGUUACUUCAGAUACUGAAAUAUGACUGCAAUUUGGAGAAAACCUUGCACAAGUGGAUUUCUAUUACAGAAGCCUUGGCCUUUUUUCACUGCUGCCUCAACCCAAUUUUAUACGCUUUUCUUGGCGCUAAAUUUAAAACCUCUGCACAAAAUGCAUUCAGCUCUGUAAGCAGAGGAUCCAGCUUAAAAAUAUUAUCCAAAAAGCGUGCUGGGCUCUCAUCAGUAUCGACUGAAUCUGAAUCUUCUAGUUUUCAGUCUAGUUAACAGUAUAUCAUACACAUGGACUGCUUCUUCCAUUUGAAGCUACAGACUUUUCUCUUUGUACAUAUUGUAUUUUAUUUGCUAUAUGGAUUUUUAUUGUCUUUUUAUGAUUAUGAACUUUCAUUGCCUUAUUUAUAAGAAUGUUUUUCAUGUUUUGUAUAUCUUUGUAGGCAGGCCCUGUGGACUAUUGAUUGGUUCUUAAUAAAUUUGUAUAUUCAUUUCAGUGCCAAUUUCUGUCUUUAAAACUGACUUGUGCCACACAUGAAGUUUUCUUUUUUUUUUUUAGUAAAACACAUGACCUGUAUUUCCAGUAUUAGUCCUAGAACAUUUUUUAACAUUCCAUUUGGUGGAAGGUAUGUGACAUCAAUUAGCUUAGUACCAAAUAAUAUACAUCAACCCAUUUGGUGGGAGCUGUGUGAUAUUACAUAGUAUAGCACCAAGUUUUUAUGGAACAAGACAUUUGGUGUGAGGUAUGUGAUAUCAAAGAACAUUGUACUAGGUGGUAUGCAGAAACCAAUUUGGUAGGAGGCCACCCCAAUACAGACUGUCAGUAUAUGCAUAUGGCAUCAAUGUUUUGUUUUCUUUUUGUUUCUAAGUAUCCUGCUAUUUUUAUAAAACAUUGUUAUUAGCUGCUUAGAAGUAGAAUACAAGGGACAUAUGAGCAAAGAUAAUUGUCUAGGAAACUAGUGACUAGAAAUGCUAAUCAGUAAAUCAGUUAGGUUCAUUUGAUUAAAAGAGUGGCCUAUAAAAUGUAGCAAGAUAUUUUAUUGUAAAAUAAAAAUGAUCAGCUUGCCUUUAAGACAAAUACUUCUGGGAGUUCUGAAAUUCUGAAGCCAAUGGAUUUAUCUUACAAAUAAAACUGGCACUGAAAUUUCAACUCCAUUUUGGAUGGGUUGUUGUUUAUGAUCUAUAGUACCUUUCAAAACAAGUUCUCCAAAUUAAUCAGUUUAGUCCAAUUGGAAAUUAUUUAUAUAAGCAGAAAAACAUGAGUAGGUUUUCACUUAUGUUGCAAAUGAUGGCACUUAAAACAAAAAAACCUUCAUAACAAUUUUCAAACAGUAUUCAAACUACACCAGUUUCUAAAGCAAUUCAAAAGGGUGAACACUUUAAUAAAAAUGUGUAUGUUUUGUUUGUUAAUAAAACAUUAUGAAUUGAAA